Messenger RNA from Medicago truncatula (barrel medic), 1420 nucleotides. RefSeq names its product acyl-CoA--sterol O-acyltransferase 1. NCBI's taxonomy places the organism in Eukaryota, Viridiplantae, Streptophyta, Magnoliopsida, Fabales, Fabaceae. The coding region runs from base 183 to 1262 and encodes 359 amino acids. The transcript has a single exon. Gene Ontology annotation, biological process: lipid metabolic process. The record is from RefSeq and is a predicted model, not a curated record.
UGGUAGAGUUGGCAACAUCACUUUACUUAGAAAAACAAUCUAGGUUCAAUUCAUGGAGUCGCACAUUUGGAAGAUAUAGUCUAACGAUCGUUAACUUAAAAAUUAAUCUUAUAGUGGAUUUAAAUUGGUCAAUAUAUACGAGAGUGUGUUUGAUAUUUUUCACACAUCAUAAAAAAUUUAAGAUGAUAGAAGGAGAAAUCAACAACUUCAUAAUGGUAUGGAGUGUAGCAACAAUAUUAUUUUGCUACAGCUACACAAUAGGGAAGUUGAUUCCCAAAGGUAAGGUAAGAUUUGUAACCCUAAUUCCACCCAUAAUAAUCCUCCUCCUUCUCCCUAUGAGACUCACCAUCGUCCAUCUUGUAGGCCCUUCUUCAUUCCUCCUUUCUUGGCUUUCCACCUUCAAACUCUUCCUCUUUGCAUUCUCCAAAGGCCCCCUCUCAUCCAACCCUCCACUCUCUCUCUCUCACUUUCUCCUAAUUGCCUCAUUUCCCAUCAAGUUAGCAAACCAUGCAAACCAAACUAAAAUAAAAGUUGUACCUAUAAAUUGUCCUAGUAAGUUAGUAAUCAUUUUCCUUUUCUCUUAUUUUUUUAUUCAUCUAUAUGAUAAGAAAGAAAAUUUUCAUCCAAUAAAUUUGAUGAUCUUAUACACUCUCCACCUCUAUGCGGGAUUAGAAAUAUUUCUUGUAUUGAUUAGUACAUUAUCUAGCAAACUUCUUCAUGUAGAGUUGGAGCAACCUUUCAAUAAACCAUACUUAAGCACAUCAGUGCAAGACUUUUGGGGAAGAAGGUGGAACAUCAUGGUCACGCGUAUCCUACACCCUACCGUAUACAAACCAAUGGUGAAUGCUUCUAGCCAUUUCAUCGGAAGAAAAUGGGCUCCACUCCCUGCCGUGGUGGCAACUUUUACAGUGUCAGGUUUGAUGCAUGAGCUAAUAUUUUAUUACAUAAAACGUGAAAAGAAGGAUACAUGGGAAGCUUGGGAACCAUGUUGGGAUUCAAUGUGCUUUUUCUUCAUCCAUGGGGUGUGUUUGGCUCUUCAAAUUGCGUAUAAGAAGGUAUUUGAACCAAAACGUGAAUUAUUGCCAAGGGUUGUGUCUUGUAUACUUACAAUGGUUUUUGUGGUGUCUACUGGAAUAUGCCUCUUUGUGCCGGCUCUUGUUAGGUGUGGUGUGUUUGAGAAGGCAAGAACAGAAUCUAUUGUCUUUGUUCAAUUCGUAAAGAAUAUAUAUGUUCAACGUGGUCACUCUCUACAUGAAGGAUGAUCCCUAUUGCUACAUGUAGUUUGUUUUUGUCUGGGGUUUUCCCUUUUCCUUCAUAAUUUUAUUUUUGACAUAUUGAUGAAAUUUGUUAGAUGUUGAAUAUAAAAAUACUUUACCCUUGAAAUGCAUGUGUAUUCUUCAAAGGGAAAUGAUAUUUUGGA